Phytomonas sp. EM1 is the source of this 2022-nucleotide messenger RNA. NCBI's taxonomy places the organism in Eukaryota, Euglenozoa, Kinetoplastea, Trypanosomatida, Trypanosomatidae. The record is from the annotation of a GenBank genome assembly.
AUGGAGGAUCAUGAGACGAUUAGUGCAUUCACACAAGUGGAGUACUUCUUUACUGGAACCGACAAUGGGCAUCUGUUCGCGGUUCCCCUGUUGCCCAUCCAUUUCUUGCGGGUGUUGGUGGAGCGCCACGGGAAACGGUUUCCAGGCCUUGUUUCCGAGUUGAAGCCUGCCCCGCAGCCGCCAACACCGGACAGCGUCCCUGCGCACUGCUGUGCCCGACGUUUAUUACACCGACACGCGCGGGAAGAACUGGUCCUGGCACUGGAUCAUAACGGCACUAUUGUUGCUUCGGCUUCGGCGGACCGAGCCGUGGCGAUGAGCUUUUUUCAUCCCGUGCCAACUCCCCUUGUGUGUAUUCCGCAUCCAAGGGCCCUGCGUUGUCUGAAACUCUGGGAAGGAGGUGUGUUUGUAAGCCGCAUGGAGUCAUCGGAUCAGGUGGCUCUGGACGCGGUGCACUCUGAUGAGGAGAAGUCGGCUCAGGACGUCUUUAGGCGGUCGUUGUGUUAUCAGGAGCGCGCUGCGAUUUACGUUUUCACGGGUGAUGAUGCCACCACAGUGCGCUUGUGGAGGGUAGAUGUCCUCAAAAAGGAAUACACCCUGCUUCAUGUGCUUGUGGCCAGUCCCAACCGGACCAGCGUGCACUCGUCUCUAGGCAUGGUGGACCGGGAAGACGUCAGCAAGCACAACACGACCCGUGAGUUUCGGUCCCCUAUUUAUUGUCUCGCAUUGGAUGGCGACUGCAGGCUCCUGGCAGGGACGGAUAGUGGCCUCUUUGCAUGGUCAAUUGAUAAGCUGAGCUGGAAACCGCUGUGCGGCGGCGAGGCCGAUCCGGAGGCGUCCUCCACACACCCGCUUUGCUGGGAUGUGAACACGUGUACCCCUUUGGUGCCGCUUCUUCUUGCAGAGCAGAAGCAGCCGCAGCGGGAUGUUCAUUCAGCGAUGCAGAAGGUGGAAAGCCCGGAUGAUGGAUUGCUUGCGGGUUCGAACCAUAACCACGGGAGGGCGCUACAGACCGUGCGUUCGCGCGCUUCGAGGCUGGCCAAUCACCACGUGUGGCUUCGUGAGGCGGAUUACAUGAAGCGGUAUCUUCUGGCCAGUGAGCAACACCACCAAUCCCAGCAACCCCAAAGCGGGGUCCGACCGCCUAGUCUGAAUAAAGCGGGUGAAUCCGUUCACGCUUCUAAUGGUGCCCAGAUGAGCAAAUGGAAGCCGAAGCAUGGCACCAAAGUUGCUGGAGGCGCAGCGGUCGGGGUUGUAUGCAACGAGGUCGCACUACGGCUUAACGGUGAAACCAAAUCGGUAGUGGAGCCCCUAGGGUCGCUGCUACACAACUCCGUAGUUACUGUGCGCUUCGAUGAAGGGGGGGAACUUAGCAAUGACCUCCGCGUGCCGCUGUGCUGUGUCGAGCCUGUUGUUUAUCCUCUGUGUUUUAUGAAGAUGCCGGGUAUGAGUUGUUUUGCACUUCUAGUCCUGCAGGUCAACAAUCGUAUUGUGUCUAGUGGACCGGAUGGUAAGUCCAUGGUUUGGAUGUGGAAACCGGAAACGGAAAUGUACGUUCCGGUGUUGGCCACUGACAGUAAUGCCCCUCCGUGCCAUCUCGGUCGCCACCUCUGUCGCCUGCGCGAGCCUGACAUUUUUGUCACCUGUGGCUACGACGACGGUCUUGUGAGGGAAUGGCACCUGUACGACAAGCCGGAGAUCCUCUUGCGAUGCGAGCGGCGAUUUACGCUGGAGAAAGGUCUAGUAACAGGUGACAAGGAUGACGCCAGUUGCGGAAGGCAAAGUGCGCAGAAAAUAAAUCCAAAAGAUGGUGCCUGUUACCAACGGAACGAGAAGGAUCUCUUUUGCGAGGGGAUUUCGUGUGCGAUUUCAUUCGAGCCGUUUGGAGCACUGUUUCUUAUCGGCAUCUUCGAAUCCACCAUUCGAUCAUUCAGUUUGGUUGAAGUUUCAGGUUGUGAAGUGCCAUCCAAUUAUAUCUAUAAUGGCUACAAAACGGUAAAGCUGCCCAAGCUAUUGGAUUAA